Chlamydomonas reinhardtii is the source of this 2772-nucleotide messenger RNA. RefSeq lists its product as uncharacterized. The transcript has 7 exons. The record is from RefSeq and is a predicted model, not a curated record. Gene Ontology annotation, cellular component: nucleus. Lineage: Eukaryota; Viridiplantae; Chlorophyta; Chlorophyceae; Chlamydomonadales; Chlamydomonadaceae. Bases 127 to 1641 code for a protein of 504 amino acids. Gene Ontology annotation, molecular function: histone H4 acetyltransferase activity; protein N-terminal-serine acetyltransferase activity; histone H2A acetyltransferase activity.
GCUACUUUAGCUGCUUUCUGUUGGCGGGUCACACAGCAAAUUAAACUUGACUGCUGCGACAUAAGCCUGGCUAACUGGAGGGCGCCGGUAACGCUGGAGCUCUCCGAUGGCUAGCGUCGCCCAAACAUGGUCGGCAACAAGCUGUCAGCUGUAAGGUCUGUGCUGCGAAAGGCUCGACAGCUCAAGGACCCUCUCGGUGAGCUCGUCAGCACUGCAAGGCCCUGCCGCGUCGACGGCCAGCAACACACGCACUUCCGGUCGCACCAUGCCGCCGACCUUCCCAAGCAGCAGCUGGAAUGGUGUCUGGACGUGUGCCGGGAGAACAUGGCGGCCUUUUAUGAGCGCGUGUGGUCUUGGAGCGAUGUGAAAAAGAGGCGGCAGUUCACCUCGAGCGCUUCUCGGUUCCUGAUAGCAUAUGACGUGAACGCUGCUCGCGUCCCUGUUGGCUACAUCAACUUCAGGUUCGAGUACGAGGACGGCGAGGCGGUGCUGUACUGCUACGAGCUGCAGGUGGCGCGGGCGGCGCAGCAGCGGGGCCUGGGCCGAGCCAUGAUGGAGCUGCUGGAGCAAAUUGCGUGGGGCGCCGGAAUGAGCAAGGUGAUGCUGACGGUGUUCACCGAAAACGUCCCGGCACUGGCGUUCUACUCCAAACUGGGUUACCGGCUUGAUGAGACGUCCCCCGACUAUAGCCCCGCAAGCGGCAACUGUAGUCCCCUGGAGUUGGCGCACAGCGCGGGCGGCGGUGGCAGUAGCCGGUGCAGUCCGGAGCUUGGCGCGGCGGCGGCGGUGACAGCUACUGGUACGGGCUGCAGUGGCAACCGUAGCGCAAGCGGAAGCCCGGAGGGCGGUGGCAGCGCUGCUGUCAGCAGCAGCAUGGCUGUCAGCAGCGGGAGCGCUGGGGGUGCUGGGAGCGGCGAGGGCAGCGGGAGCGGCUACCACAUUCUCAGCAAGCGGAUUCCAUCGGACUGGCGGGAGGAGGUGAGGCUUCAGCAGGAGGCGCAGCAGCAGCGAGACGUGCAGCGUGCUGAGGUGCAGCAGCAAGUGGCAGUGCGGAACGUGGCGCCCGGGCAUCAGGCUCACGAGGAGCACCAGGUGCACCAGCAAGGCCAGUCGCCGCAGCCACUGCCACAGCAGCUGGCACCGCUGCGGCAGGCAGUGGAGGCCGUGGCUGCCAUGGCAGAGGCGGCCUUGCCUGUGGCAGCAGCAGCGGCCUCGCCGGCCGCAGUCUGCGCCCCGGAGGCCGAGGCUGAAGAGCCUGGCAGUCGGAAAAAGCAGCGCGUAUCCUGCACGCCGGAUGUCACCGGCGCAGGCAGGAGCGGCAGUUGCGGGCCGGAGCUGGAGGACCGCGCUGAGGGAGCAGCGCAAAGCGACGUCGCGGCCACCGCCGGACACGACCUGUCACGGAAUGGCACACCGGUGCCCAUGGUGAUCCAUGAGGGCACGGGUGCUGGUUCUGGCGCCGGUGCUGCAGCGGCUGGGACCUCGAGCACAGAGCAGGAGAAGGCAGAGCAGGUGAAGCCGGGGGCUGCAGAGCCCGCGGCGGUACCGCCGGCGCAGGAUGGCGAGGCCGCGGGGGCUGGCAUGAAGAUAUGUGGAGCGUGCAGCAGCAAUGGUGCAGCGGCCGCUGAGCACAUACCGUAGAGCAGGCACUGUAAUGGCGACAUGAAGCGAGGGAAAGUGCCAGCAUCAAUGUACUGGACUGUGGUGGUGACCGUCAUGACCUGAUGCGUUCGUAAAGUACACCGCGUGCAUCUGCACAUUGAGGAUGCCCGAUAGGCGCGAGUAAGGUGCUACAAUGGUUUUUGUAUGACCACGUCACAACAGACGUAAAGCAUCCAGGUGUAGGCUUAAAUAGGGGGCAAUAGACGCAGGUAGCGGGGCAUACCGUACUGCGCGUAAUUAUUUUAUAUUAAAUAAUUAUCGGAGGCUGAAAAAUAAAAAGUAAAAAUAACUCGGAAAUUAUGAAGGCUCAGGUGAUAAAAAGUAAAAAAAUAUUCGGCCCUGCGGGCCUUGUAAAACUUCUGAGCCGGAGGGACAGACAGGAUUCGUUCCAUGCAUGGUUGCGGCGGACGGCUGCGUAGCGCGGACAGCUGUGAGCGUGUGUGUGUUGGACCCAACCGUGGGCGCCCGCAUUUUGCCGGCAAUGGUAGGGGCAACUGCCAGGGGGGGGGGCCGGGGGGGCUGGUUGGGGUAGGGAUUCGGGCCGAAUUGGGCUGUAUGCUGAAGGGCCGCGUAAGGACUGUGUUUGUGAGUUGUAUCUGCGUUCGUGUGUGGACCCAUCAACUGGCAAAACCCUGGAGCGGGAGCGUGUCCAUAAAAAGUAAAACUAAUUCUGGCGCGGCUGCGCCGCGCUUGGUAAAAAGUAAAAACCCAAAAUAAUAUUUCCAGCCGUGAUAAAACUUCUGGGAGUUAGUCUUCUAAGCGCAGUACGGUAUACGGAACCUUGUGCAAUGCAGCUGGCCCCAAGCGACUGGACCCGCCGAUAGACGUGGCUUUUAAGGGCUACCUACUUAGCGUUUGCUUUUCAAUUCAAGUGCGUUAGGGCUGUGACCAAGGAUGGCUGGGAUUGGUAAUAGUUCCGCUUAAGGUGUUUCGGGCAUACAUCCGACCAGGAGGCGGAACGUUAAGGAUUCAGGAUUCACUCCACUCAGCAUGCAACGUGGCACUGAACGGCACUACGGUACGUCAGGUUCGUGGCGUAACCCAUGUAGAUAAGUUGGCCCGGUCAGGGGGCGGAGAGAAGCACAUGGCCGAAUGUAAAUUGAUGCCGUA